AAAACGCAGUAAAAGCUAGAGCGUUAUUUUUGGGGUUAUUGGUGUUGGCAGGCAGUGGUUAUAAUGGAUAAAUAUCUUAGAGCUUCAAAUGGGCAAGGUUGUAGUGCGGCAACCAUUGAAGAAAAAGAGCAAGAGGAAGAGCCGCAAGCCAAAAAGGCGCGAUAUGGUCAGUCCAAUGUGUGGAAUUUUUUUAAUAAGUCCUCGGAUGGCAAAACUGCCAAAUGUUUAAAAUGUGGUAAAAUUUAUCAAACCAGCGGAAACACCACCAACAUGGCGGGACAUUUAAAGCGGGUACACCCAACGUUAACGGUGAGUGAGUUGCCAAAGGCUUCAGGACAUAUGGCGGCUUAUUUGGAUAAAAAAUACGAAGCCUCAUCGAAACGGAAGAGAGAUUUGGACAGCGCAUUGUUAAAUUUCAUUUGCUCCGAUUUACGUCCAUUUUACAUUGUAGAAAACGAGGGAUUUAAGCAAUUUGUAAAUGCUUUGGAUCCCCGAUACGAAUUGCCUUCACGAUCAACAUUGCUUUCAACAUGUUAUAAUAAUUUAUUCAUGAACAUGAGAAUGAAACUGAAAAGCAUUUUGCAAGAAGUGGAAUAUUGCGCUGUGACAACCGACUGUUGGACAUCUCGAGCCAACGAGGCUUAUUUGACCGUAACUUGCCAUUUUAUAGAUCCAGAAUUUAAACUUCGCACAGCAGUACUUUCGACUAGUAAGUUACAGAAUGAGAAAAAUCAUUCUGCAGAAAACAUUGCGAACUCUCUAUGUGCAGUGCUAAUUGAAUGGGAAGUUAUGGACAAAGUUGCAGCCAUUGUUACCGAUAGCGCAAGAACAAUGAUAAAAGCAUGUGAGAUAUUGCAAAAAAGACAUGUGCCAUGCUUUGCGCAUGUUAUUAAUUUAAUAGUUCAAUAA
Anastrepha obliqua is the source of this 909-nucleotide messenger RNA. RefSeq names its product E3 SUMO-protein ligase ZBED1-like. The transcript has 2 exons. Gene Ontology annotation, molecular function: DNA binding. The coding region runs from base 64 to 909 and encodes 281 amino acids. NCBI's taxonomy places the organism in Eukaryota, Metazoa, Arthropoda, Insecta, Diptera, Tephritidae. The record is from RefSeq and is a predicted model, not a curated record.